UUUUUUUUUUUGAGAAAUAACUAUGCCUUUUCAUAUCAUUCUUGUAAAGUUUCUUUCGAAUGGUAGUUUUGAUUAGUGUUUUAAUUUUAAUGGUUAUUUGCAUUGAAUUAAUAAUUCUAAAACAUCUGUGAGCAUAAUUUCCUUUUUGCAAAUCAUUUAUGUUUUUCAUUUGUUGGUGUGUACUAUGCUCUGAAACUUAAGACUCAUUGUCUUCUUAGUAUUUAAUUCUGGAUCUAAGGAACAAAAUUUUAAGCAUCAGAGAUGAAGACUCUGGUGCAAAAAUGUAUGAAGCUAGAUCCCCAUUGCCAACUCCUAGAUUUUUCAAGGAACAGUCGUUUUCUUCGAAAAAGGAUAAGUCCAAUUCAAGUGCUUCAAAACCUCCUCCUACUCCUCGACAAAAGCUUCAUGGAAAUUCAUCGUCUGUCAGUCGUUUAUUUUCAACCAAAUCACAUAAUUCAGAACGUGCACAGAGCAUUAGUUUUUUAGAUUCAAAAUCAUCUCUAUCAUCUUUGUAUGAUUCUUCCAGUGACAAGUUAUAUUUCCAUCAAUGCUUUGAAGUGAUUUGUAAACUUGGAUCUGGAUCAUUUGGUGAAGUUUUUAAAGUAAGAUGUAAAGAAGAUGGUCAACUAUAUGCAAUUAAAAGAGCUAAGGAUAAAUUCUGUGGAAAAUCAGAUAGGGAUAGAAAAUUACAGGAAGUAUUAAAGCAUGAAUUGUUACCUGGACAUCCAAAUUGUGUUCGUUUUUAUAAAGCGUGGGAAGAGAGGCAACAUUUAUACAUACAAACAGAAUUAUGUAGUUGUAGCUUGAGCCAGUAUGCUGAACGGAAUCACACUAUUCCAGAACAAACUGUAUGGAAUUUUUUAGUUGAUCUGUUGUUGGCUGUGAAGCACUUACACGAUCACAAUCUAGUGCACUUGGACAUAAAACCUGAUAACAUUUUUAUUACAAAUGAUCGCACAUGCAAACUUGGGGAUUUUGGUAUUGUUUUGGAUCUGUCGAAGUCAGAUGUAACUGAUGCCAUAGAAGGUGAUCCUAGAUACAUAGCUCCUGAAUUAAUGCAAGGUGUUUUUUCCAAACCUGCAGAUAUUUUUAGCUUAGGCAUUACAAUAUUAGAAUUAGCAUCUGACUUGGAUCUACCUCGAGGAGAUGAAGAAUGGCAUCUUUUAAGAAAUUUAAAAAUCCCAGAAGAAUUUUUAAGAGGAUUAAGUGGUGAGCUAACAGAAGUCAUUUCUCUUAUGAUGGAACCUGAUUACACAAAAAGAUAUUCUGCUGAUGAAAUUUUGAGUAUCAAUUCUGUUGCUAAAAUAUUACAGAAAAGAAAAGCAAGACUUUGGAAUUCAGAACAUCAUGACAGUUAUUCAUCUCCAAAAAAUUAUCUAUCUCUUUCUUCAGAAUGGAAUUCAAGUGUUCUUGAUGAUGUGUUUGAUGAUGAGCUUUCCAAAUUUCAUAGUUCUUUUAAUGAUUCUCUAAAAGACAAAGAUGAAGAAUUUUGCCAUGAUGUAUCUUUUUACAGUGUUCAUAACAGUAGUUUUGAAUUUCCCAGAAAUAUUCAACGUGGAAUGUCAACUCCUUGUGGAUUCAGGUACUGGGAUGCAAAAUCACAUGAUACGUCUGGUUCUCCUUGCUUAUCUAGCUCCAAGAAAAAAGGGUUGUCCCCAUCGAAUGAUAGUCCUAAGUUUACCAAAAGUCCACGUUUGCAACUAUUUAGUGCUCGUGGUUCAGAAGAAGAUCUCAGCAUAUUAUCUGCGCCCGCUAAAAAUUUAAUGAAUUUAUUUAAUUCAGUGUCAUCAUCUGACGAGUCUUCUUAGUCCUGCAACCUGCAAUUUACUCUUCUUGCAAGUGAUUUGUACAUAAUGUAAAUCAAUUUAGAUAUGCAUAGAUUUGUUAGAUGCAUAUAGUUCUGUAUGUAUAGACUGAAUUUUUUAAUGUAAAUUAGUAAUAUUGUACUUUCUUUGUACAUUAA
Messenger RNA from Uloborus diversus, 1963 nucleotides. RefSeq names its product membrane-associated tyrosine- and threonine-specific cdc2-inhibitory kinase-like. Gene Ontology annotation, biological process: protein phosphorylation. Gene Ontology annotation, molecular function: protein kinase activity; ATP binding. The record is from RefSeq and is a predicted model, not a curated record. Lineage: Eukaryota; Metazoa; Arthropoda; Arachnida; Araneae; Uloboridae.